GUUCUGGGAGCUGCUUCCCAGCCUCUUUGUUGAGCCAGUGCUCUGCUUCUUCCCAAAUUCCACACUUCUUCACGCUACAUAGAUUAUCAAUGUGCUGAGAUGCUCCCCUGCUCAUUCCUCAUCACUGCGGGGAUCUUGGCAGUGGCUCAUAUGCCCUUUUUAUGUGUGUGAUCUGUACAAAAGGUCAAAGUUAUAUUUUUAAAUCUCUUGAUCGUAUAGUGUCUUGCGGUUUUAUGAACAUGUGGAUGCAUUUUCUGCUCCUCCAGGACUUUGACAGCAGGUGGUGACCUGAAAGCUGGUUUCUAUUACACUGGUUUUCUAUUACACAGUCCAAGUUCAAGUUUUUAACCUCUUUUCUAGUCAGAAUAAAAGCAGCAGCUUGAGCGAUUGUUAACAUUUACAACUUAAUUGCUUGCCAAUAUAAGUGUAGGAUUUACAUUGGUAGCUAACUUUUUUAUUGGCGCAGAUCUCAUUUAUCUUGGUGCUGUUCAUCUUCACCAUUUUACAUUGGCUGUGAAGACAUUCCACAACCUCCUGUGGUUAUUUUGUUCAAGAAUUUGAUCUGGCAUCCCGGGGAGCAGAGCCAUGUUUAUGUUCCCAGUAAGGUUGAGGGGGACCGUACAGCCCUACACUUACAAGUUGUGAAUCACAUAUAUCUCUUGCGUCUCCUGUUUGUAUAUACUUGUGUGGCUUUCAGAUGCAGUCUUAGGUUUUAUUCAGUUAAAUGCAGACUGAUGGAUGAUAUCCGCCUGCAGCAGCUGGCCAUGUAUCCAGUUUUGUUUUGUAUUAUUUAAUCAAUUACGUUUACAUUUUUUUCCUCAGGGAUUUGAGGAAUAACACUUUUUUUGCUAUCAAAACAAAGAGGUUGCCUGGCCUUGCUGUGCUUUGCCUGUUCUGUCUGUGUGUGUGUUCGUAUCUGAGCACCUGUUGACAAUUUAAGGCAGCCAGCAUAGCCGUGUCCAGCUCUUCUUCGUCUGGCACUGUGUCUUUGCUGUGUCUCUCUCAGAUAAAUCAGCUCCCGUGUAAAAUUACAUGGCCGACAUCCUGCUGUCUCCUUAUUUGACGAUUUUCCAGACAAGCCAAGAAGUGAGAAAACACUACACUUUUGGCAGAGAUUUUAUUAUUUUAACUUUUUUUUUUUUUCAAAAAACACUUCCAAGUGUGUCACUUGCAGCGUGUGCCACAAACGGCCCAACAGCACAUUCAGAAAUAAGUAAAAGCCAAGCCACCUCAUUAGACUUGGUAAAUUGGGGUCAUUUAGAUUCUUUGGGCAAGUGCUGGAUUUAUUAUAGACGGAGCUGUGAGCUGCAGAGGAAAACUGUUCCAGGAAUGAAGAGGAACACAUUUAUUUUGCAGAAGUAGCAAAGAGUUCCCAAAACAGGUGAUAAUACACACCAACGUGCCGAAGAAGAUAUCCUUCAUAGGACAUAAGCUUUGACAACUACAAGACUCAGCCUCUUUUAAUUAAAAUAAAAUCUACAUCCUAAAAUUGUAAAUAGUUUGUAAAUUCCUGUUUUUCUUCCAUGUCAUGUAUUUCACUUCACUUUAAAAGUAUUUUUUUUUUUGACAAUUCUUAUACACACCCACGUCACCUUUAUAAAUAAAUGUGUUAAUAUAAUAUCACGCAGAAACAGUAUUAGCACUUUCUGUGUGCUGGCUUGGCAGGAGAUAGUGAUGACGUGAUAAUGGAUCAGGAGGAGGGUCAAAGAAUAAGGGUGAUGAGGGAGUGGAGGGUGUGUGGGAGAAACAGACACAAGCUCCUGCCGCUUACCCAAACUUUACAUUGGUCUCGUGUUACGACUAUCAUGCAAUGGUUUAUCUUCUGUCUGCGUUCUUCGUGGCACUCUGCCAACUCCAGUGAUCUCAUUGAAUGCACAUAGGAUUUCUUCCACCAAGAAAACAUCUGUUCAGUCGACUGCUGAGUUGCGAGAAGCCGUGCAUUUAAUUCAUUUGAAUUGGGCUAUUUGGAUACAAUCAGACUUUUUUUAGGGCGGUUUUGACACAUGAUGGGAUUUGCAAGGGGUUCUUGCUGACUGGAUCUGGGACGUACCGCAGGUGAAGAAAAAUGUGGGUACCGUUAUUUAUUUGGAUUCUGCACGUCAUGAGUUUUACAAAAGGCCUGGACGGUGCGAAGAAUCUGCAACACAGCCUUAGCUCCUCAGUGAGCAGACUCUGCCCAGCGGGGUGUGAGACAUGCUCUGCCCUCAAUGGCUGUCUGUCGUGUAAACCUCGCCUCUUCUUCCACCUGGAGCUGGAUGGGAUGAGGCAGAGGGGCGCCUGCCUGUCAUCCUGUCCUCGGGGCCACUACGGCACGCGCUCGCCACACAUCAACACUUGCACCAGGUGCAAAGACGACUGCGCUUUAUGCUUCAGUGAAAACUUCUGCACUCGUUGUUAUCCUGGCCACUUCCUGUAUCGAGGCAAAUGUGAAAGCAGCUGUCCAAAUGGGCUGACUCCAAACCCAGCACUAGGAGAAUGCACAGACUGUCCUGUAGGCUGUGAGGUCUGUGUGAGGAGUAAUGUGUGUGUGAGGUGUAGAGCAGAUCUGUACUUUCUUCACGGUCAGUGCUUCUUUUCCUGCCCAAGUGGAUUUGAAGCUGAUGUACAGCUCAUGCAAUGCAACCCCCAGGGUAAGACACAUUCCCCAUUCGUAGUGUUCACCCGAACAUCAAACACCUGGCAUAUUGGUUACAGGAAUUAAUUUGCAUUCACCUAGUGAAAUAUUUUCUCUCGUGUCACUAAUGCAUGUCUCCCAGUGCACUGUGAGGUUGGGGAAUGGACCGAUUGGAGUCCAUGUAUGUGGAAAAGGACUCUGCGGGCUUACAGGAGGGGAGACGAGACACGUACCCGUCAGAUUAUGCACCCUCCAAAUGUCAGCAGUGACCUCUGCCCACAUAUG
Betta splendens (Siamese fighting fish) is the source of this 2899-nucleotide messenger RNA. RefSeq names its product R-spondin-3-like. Bases 2066 to 2701 code for a protein of 211 amino acids. Lineage: Eukaryota; Metazoa; Chordata; Actinopteri; Anabantiformes; Osphronemidae. The transcript is spliced from 4 exons. The record is from RefSeq and is a predicted model, not a curated record.